Molecule: messenger RNA, 2534 nt
Organism: Oreochromis niloticus (Nile tilapia)
Lineage: Eukaryota; Metazoa; Chordata; Actinopteri; Cichliformes; Cichlidae
Gene: nr5a2
Product: nuclear receptor subfamily 5, group A, member 2
Exons: 7
Coding region: 1-1566 (521 amino acids)
Biological process (GO): tissue development; regulation of transcription by RNA polymerase II; hormone-mediated signaling pathway
Cellular component (GO): RNA polymerase II transcription regulator complex
Molecular function (GO): RNA polymerase II cis-regulatory region sequence-specific DNA binding; zinc ion binding; nuclear receptor activity
Source: RefSeq, a predicted model, not a curated record
AUGCUGCCCAAAUUCGAGACUGAAUCCCUGGGACUCUCUCGAUCGUAUGGCGAACAGGGGCACAUGCCAAGGAACAUGCAGGCCCCUCAGUUAAAAAUGAUGGACUACUCAUAUGACGAAGACCUGGACGAGAUGUGUCCCGUGUGCGGAGACAAGGUUUCAGGUUAUCACUACGGACUUCUGACCUGUGAAAGCUGCAAGGGCUUCUUCAAGCGCACCGUCCAGAACAACAAGCGUUACACAUGUAUAGAGAACCAGAGCUGCCAGAUUGACAAGACCCAGAGAAAGCGCUGCCCAUACUGCCGCUUCCAAAAGUGCCUCACCGUCGGCAUGAAGCUAGAAGCUGUGCGAGCGGAUCGCAUGCGGGGCGGUCGCAACAAGUUCGGCCCAAUGUACAAACGUGACCGAGCCCUCAAGCAGCAAAAGAAGGCGCUGAUUCGAGCCAACGGCCUGAAGAUUGAGGCCAUGAGCCAGGUGAUGCAGGCCGUACCCACUGACCUCACUAUCUCUUCAGCCAUCCAGAACAUCCACUCUGCAGCCUCCAAGGGCCUUCCACUGAGCCACCACGCUGGCCACCACACCAGUCACCACCACCACCACCACCACCACGGCACAGCCCUUCCCCCAACAGACUACGACCGCAGCCCGUUUGUCACUUCGCCAGUAAGCAUGGCAAUGCCACCACAUGCCGGCAGCCUGCAGGGCUACCAGGCAGCCUACGGACACUUCCAGGGCACUCGCACCAUCAAGUCCGAGUACCCAGACCCAUACACCAGCUCACCAGAAUCCAUCAUGGGCUAUGCCUACGUUGACGCCUACCAGUCGGGCUCACCACCCAGCUUCCCACACCUGAUUGUAGAGUUGCUUAAAUGUGAGCCAGAUGAGCCGCAGGUUCAGGCCAAGAUCCUAGCCUAUCUACAGCAGGAGCAGGCGAGCCGGGGCAAACACGAGAAGCUCAAUACCUUUGGCCUGAUGUGCAAGAUGGCCGACCAAACACUCUUCUCCAUCGUGGAGUGGGCACGCAGCAGCAUUUUCUUCCGAGAACUCAAGGUGGAUGACCAGAUGAAGCUGCUGCAGAACUGCUGGAGUGAACUCCUCAUUCUCGACCAUGUUUUCCGCCAGGUGGUGCAUGCCAAGGAGGGCUCCAUCCUAUUGGUCACUGGCCAACAGGUGGACUACGCAGUGAUUGCCUCACAGGCAGGAGCAACUCUCAACAAUCUGUUGAGCCACGCCCAGGAGCUGGUGGCCAAACUACGCUCUCUGCAGCUGGAUCAACGAGAGUUUGUCUGCCUGAAGUUCCUGGUGCUUUUCAGCCUGGAUGUGAAGAACCUGGAGAAUUUUCACCUGGUCGAGAGCGUCCAGGAGCAGGUCAACGCAGCGCUGCUGGACUACGUCAUGUGCAACUACCCACAGCAAACGGACAAGUUUGGCCAGCUGCUCCUCCGGCUACCCGAGAUACGAGCCAUCAGCCUGCAAGCCGAAGAAUACCUAUACUACAAACACCUGAACGGCGACGUGCCCUGCAACAACCUGCUCAUUGAAAUGCUGCACGCCAAAAGAGCUUAGGAGGCGACUUUCCUACCCGCAGUGCAGCUGUGCAGUUUUGCAGCAGUCCAGAAACUCCAAAUAAUGCUUUCACCAAAACCAAACCUCCAGCUCACACUUGACUAUGUGGUGACCUAGAGGAUGGGGAGCAGAGUUUAUAUCGAGCUUUUUUUUUUUUGUGGUUCAAGUUACAACUUGAAGUGAACGAACACGUGCACAGAGACUCGUAACGUGCACAGACAAACAGCAUUUGGAUCCCUUUAUUGUAGAAAGAAAAAAACCCAGUAAAAACUCAAAAAAGAAAAGUCGCUUUUCCUCAACCACAGACAGAAAAAGACAAUGCUGAAAGGAAGAAAGAAAAAAAAACAAACACUUGAAGCAGAAUCUGCAUUUGACUCUACAAGAUGAUUUCUGAUCAUCUGCACAAGCAAGACUAUCAGACUGUCAGACUGCAACUUUAAGAAUUCAAGAGCCCACAAAUGUUUUAGUGCUGGUAAUGCCAUUGAGAGGCUUUCUGUGCUGACAAAAAAAGGGAAGCUGAAUAACACUGCCCAUCUUUAAAAGAGCCUUGUGACUACAGCGGUGGCUUGUUUUGGUCAAUGAUUCUCUUCUGCGCUCUCUCAAUAAAAACUGGCUUUUAGUUGCUGUUUGGUACUGUAAGGGCAAAAUGACAAGCUGUCAACCAGGCAAGAGACUCUCAGCUACCAUCACGUCUGUUUUUUUGUUGUUGUUUUUUUAACUCACAAAAAAAAUGAGUGGCAGCUCGACCUAACUGAAAGGGAAGAACUGAAAGUUGAAAAAUAAAAGUCAAAUUUGUUAGCGAACAAAAUGCUAAAUGGGUGAAUAAGAAGAAGACGUCUUUUUUUCUCUUGUAAUUGAAGUCAUUUGCUCCUCAUGGUCGCCAUGCAGUUCUCCUUUCCUAUUCCAUCUCUCCAUGUUAUGUUAGACUAUGUACCUCAGAAAGACCAGUGUUAAAUAAAUUCAAUUAA